Molecule: messenger RNA, 1612 nt
Organism: Chaetura pelagica (chimney swift)
Lineage: Eukaryota; Metazoa; Chordata; Aves; Apodiformes; Apodidae
Gene: PPP2R2C
Product: protein phosphatase 2, regulatory subunit B, gamma
Exons: 9
Coding region: 74-1417 (447 amino acids)
Biological process (GO): peptidyl-serine dephosphorylation
Cellular component (GO): cytosol; protein phosphatase type 2A complex
Molecular function (GO): protein phosphatase regulator activity; protein binding
Source: RefSeq, a predicted model, not a curated record
GGUGCUCUUGUGACGACCUCUGCUGAUGCUAUCAGUCCACUGCGGAUAGGCAUGCUGAGUAAUCCUGCUGUAAAUGGGCGAGGACACGGACACACGAAAAAUUAACCACAGCUUUCUUCGAGACCACAACUAUGUGACUGAAGCUGAUAUUAUUUCCACAGUUGAGUUCAACCACACUGGAGAACUGCUGGCUACUGGUGACAAGGGGGGUCGGGUUGUUAUAUUCCAAAGGGAACCUGAGAGUAAAAAUGAGCCUUACAAUCAGGGGGAGUACAAUGUUUACAGCACUUUCCAGAGCCAUGAACCUGAAUUUGAUUAUUUGAAGAGCUUGGAGAUAGAAGAAAAAAUAAACAAGAUCAAGUGGUUACCACAGCAAAAUGCAGCUCACUCACUUUUAUCAACCAAUGAUAAAACAAUCAAGUUAUGGAAGAUUACUGAAAGAGAUAAGAGACCAGAGGGGUACAACUUAAAAGAUGAAGAAGGAAAGCUUAAAGAUCUUUCUACAGUAACAUCACUGCAGGUGCCUGUUUUGAAACCUAUGGAUUUGAUGGUAGAAGUCACUCCCCGGAGAAUCUUUGCUAAUGGUCACACCUAUCAUGUCAACUCAAUAUCUGUCAACAGUGACUGUGAGACAUACAUGUCAGCGGAUGAUCUCAGGAUUAACCUCUGGCAUUUAGCAAUCACAGAUAGGAGCUUCAAUAUUGUAGAUAUAAAGCCAGCCAAUAUGGAGGACCUGACGGAAGUGAUUACAGCCUCUGAGUUUCAUCCCCAUCACUGCAAUCUCUUUGUCUACAGCAGCAGCAAAGGAUCCCUGAGACUCUGUGACAUGAGGGCAUCAGCUCUCUGUGACAAACAUUCCAAGCUUUAUGAAGAGCCAGAAGACCCCAGUAACAGAUCAUUUUUUUCAGAAAUUAUCUCUUCAGUGUCAGAUGUCAAAUUCAGUCACAGCGGUAGAUACAUGCUAACAAGAGAUUACCUCACUGUCAAGGUUUGGGAUCUGAACAUGGAAACAAAGCCCGUAGAAACGUACCAGGUACAUGAUUACCUUAGGAGCAAGUUGUGUUCUCUCUAUGAAAAUGACUGCAUCUUUGACAAGUUUGAAUGUGCAUGGAAUGGAUCAGACAGUGUGAUCAUGACAGGUGCAUAUAACAACUUUUUCCGAAUGUUUGACCGAAACACCAAGCGGGAUGUGACCUUGGAGGCAUCCCGAGAGAGCAGCAAACCACGAGCUAUUCUUAAGCCCCGGAGAGUCUGCGUCGGAGGCAAACGGAGGAAAGAUGACAUCAGUGUUGACAGUUUGGACUUUACUAAGAAGAUCUUGCACACAGCGUGGCACCCAACUGAGAACAUCAUUGCUAUAGCAGCGACAAACAAUCUGUACAUAUUUCAGGAUAAAGUGAACUCAGAAAUGCACUAGAUUUAUCAAUAUCCCUCUAUAUUUACAAACCAGCCUCUUGAGAGUUGUAGAAGGAUAUGAUCUUCACAAAAAUUGUGGGUUUUGUGGUGGGAUUUGUAGGUUGCAUCCUUUCAUCCCUCAGCCUGUAUCAUUAUUGGUGGCAAGCCAAUUAUUCUCCAUCACUGCAACUGAGUAAAAGGCACGACUGCAAAUCCA